Molecule: messenger RNA, 2586 nt
Organism: Maudiozyma saulgeensis
Lineage: Eukaryota; Fungi; Ascomycota; Saccharomycetes; Saccharomycetales; Saccharomycetaceae
Source: the annotation of a GenBank genome assembly
AUGAAUAACGAUCCUUUAAGUUACCAAUUUCAAAAUUUACAAUUCAAUAAGAAUAAUAGCAAUAAUAAUAACACCACCGGUGCUCCAAUACAUCCAUUGUUGGGUGACAGAGCUCCCUUGACUCGAACUUCUUCAUUAGUGGAUUCUAUUGGUAUUCAAAGGAGUUCUUCUCCGUUUGCAAAUGGUUCAACUUCUGAACUACAUCAUCACGAUAUCUUAAAUCAACAACGACCACCAUUGACUACGACUCGUUCUCAAAGUGCAUUGUUCAAUUCAUGGCAAGCUCCUUCUACGACUUCUCUUGGACAACAACAAAAUAAUGAUCCAUCGACUCCAACAACAUUACAUCCAUCAUUGCCAACAAAUAAUGGUACUACUGCCACCACUACCACUACUAACCAAACCUCUGUAUUUAAUCAUCAGAUUCCUUUACAUUCUUCAACAGGACAAUCACUUUUACAAAUGCAUCCCCCAGGUGCAAAUCCAACAAUGAACCCUCCACCACCUGGUAUGAAUUCAUUUUUACCAUUCCCACCACCACCACAACCAAUUAUUUCACAUUGGAAAUAUAAAGAUAUGCAAGGGAAUACUCAAGGUCCCUUCGAUUCCACAACGAUGGCUAGUUGGUAUGAAUCUAAUUAUUUUCAACCAGAUUUAUCUUUAUGUCGUAUAGGUCCAACUUAUGAACCAUUAGGAAUUAAUGAUAGAUUUAUUACAUUGACAGAUUUAGCACGUUUAGUACAAAAUGUUAAGGAUCCAUUUGGUGCAUUUGAUCAAAUGAUUACAUUGUUUCAAUCAUCUCAACAACAUCAAGGUCUUCCACCACAGAUGCAUCUACCAAAUAAUUCAUUCAAUCCUUCUGUUGCAUCUGAAACAAUCACUAAUGCUGCAAAUACAUUACCUGGGGUCUCGAAUUUCUUCCCAAGUGAAACAACAAAUGGAAAUGGGAAAGAACAAAAAGAUCAAGAUAUAAGUGGUUUAUCUUUGAAACAAAAAAUUAAUAGAGAUAGAGGACAUUUAGUUGCACAGGCAGAUAUUCAAGCUAGUGGCGAUUAUACUCAAGAUGAAAUAUUUAAAAUGAAGUGUGAUGAUGGAAGUUAUUAUCAUGAAGUCACUGUUCCAGUGGCAAUGAAUAGAAGACAUAUUAGAAAAAUGGAUACAUCAACUAUUAUUAAAGAAAAUGAUCUAGGUGAUUAUUGGGCUAUUAAAGAAACUCCUGAAUAUAUUGAAAAGAAGAAAUUAUUUGCCAAAGAAGAAGAAAUUAAGAAUCUUGAACAACAAGAAAGAAUUGAAAAGGAAAGAAAAGAAAAUGAAAGACAGGCAGCAAUUAAAAACGAACAAAUGAAAAAAGAAGCUGAAUUGAAAGCAAAAGAAGAUGCUCGAAUGAAUGAAGAAAAGAGACUCAAAGAGAAAGCCGAAAAAGCAGCUAAAUUAUUAUUAGAAGAACAAGAAAAAGCAGAGCGUGAAUCACGUAAGAGAGAAGAACUUAAACUUCAAAAGAAACAGAAGAAGUUAAAAGAACAACAAGAGAAAACUGUACAUAAAGAAAAGAAAAAAAUGAACCAAAAACAAAAAUUAGAAGCAUUAAAGGCUGAAAAGACAAACCAAUUAUUAUCAAUGACAACAAAUACAGAGACCGAAGUACAAGACGGAGUAUCAGCAAGAAAGGAGUUGAUCACUGAGCAAGAGAGUUCCACAACUACUCCAGCAGUGUCUGCUCCAUGGGCAAACAAGACAAAUAACAUAUCUUCUAUUCCAAAGAUUAACCUUAAAGAACAAGCCAUUCGUGCUCAAAGAGAAUUAGAUGAGAAAGAAUCAAAGGACAGACAAAGGGCUAUGAAGCUUAACAAUCAAAUACUUUUAGAAGAAAAAUCAGAAAAGAGCAGAAAAGCAAUGUUAAAUUGGGCCUCUACGCCUACAAGCUCCCAACAACCACCUGUUUCCAUUGAUAUUAAGUCUCAAUUGAUGAAUAAUACUCCAAAACAGAACAAUCAAGCAAAAUCCACAAUAACCAAUGAACCUCUUGAAGAUCCAAGCUUUAUUGAAGAACAAAAAAAGAUCUGGGAACAAGUUCAACGUAACAAGGGUAAGAGCAAAACCACAACAUCCGAUAGCGGUGCAUGGAGUACUGUUUCUAAGAAAUCCAGUAGUAUAGACAAAAAGAAUGCUACUUUGAAACCAAUGGGUCAAUCCAUUAGUGUUCCGACUUUAAAGAAACCAACUGUAGCUGCUACGACUAAUAAUUAUCCAGGUAAUGCUUCCAUAUCUGCUCGUCAAGAGUUCUUGAGAUGGUGUAAAUCACAAUUAAAAUUGAAUCCUGGGAUUUCUAUGAACAGUGUUCUUGAGGUUUUAUUAAGUUUACCAUCAGGACCAAUUGCUAAUGAAAUUAUUGCAGAUACUAUUUAUUCCAAUAGUUCCGUAAUGGAUGGAAGAAGAUUUGCCACAGAAUUUACUAAGAAACGUGUUCAAUGUGAAAGACAAGUAAAGGAUCCAUUGAGUUGGAGUGAAGCAUUAGCUUUACCAGAAGGUAAUGAAGAUGACUGGGAAUUCCAAGUUGUUAGUAAGAAGAAAGGUAGAAAACAUUAA